Molecule: messenger RNA, 1512 nt
Organism: Alternaria viburni
Lineage: Eukaryota; Fungi; Ascomycota; Dothideomycetes; Pleosporales; Pleosporaceae
Exons: 2
Coding region: 1-1512 (503 amino acids)
Source: RefSeq, a predicted model, not a curated record
AUGUGCGACGAUGACCCCAAAUACCCUUUGAAUGCGGUCCCUGUUAGUGUCUACAAGGAGCUUGAGUCACCGUAUCGCGACGAGGAUGAGAUGGAUGACGAAGCCAUUUCCGCUCUCAUAUUCAAGUAUCGUCUGAGUCAAGAAUCAGUUCUUCGGAAGCUUCGAGGGUCAGAAGUAGCGCUGUGCAUACUAGAGGAUGAAUGCACGAGAAGCCCUACACUCGCCAAGAGAGCUACCAACUGCAUCAUUAUACCUGUUGCAACAGAAAUACUUGUUACCGAGGUCGGUUAUUAUUUGCAUUGCAGAGUUCACUUCCCGGCUAGUAAGGCCAGAUACAAUCUCUUUGUACGGCGAGGGCACCUGCAGGAUCCAUCUGAGCUGGAGUUAUACGAAGAAAAAAGCUACAACGAGUACGAGGAAGAUUCUUAUCCAGGCUCACAAUGCUACUGGGUCUCUGCUAGGCAAUGGAUAAGAGGACUUUACGGUGGAUAUGCUGCCCGAAAAAAGGAGCUGGGAGUAUUCCAGAGCAGUACAGGUCUGCCUUUCCGGUUCAUGGAUCUGCCAGCAGAGCUACGAUUGGUGGUGUACGAGCUUGUAGUAGGAAAGCAGAUCUGGCCGCAUCUUGCUAACCGUCGAUCCGAUCCCGGACUGUGUAGUCAUGAGGGCCACAGCCGCCACGGCACAUCCGCUAUCAGAUUUGAAGAUGCCAAAGACUACUCCAAAGGACUCUUCGAUACUACACACCCUAUAGCCUUCGCUACAUGCCAGAGAGAGGUCGAUGCGAUCGGUUUAUGCGCCCCACCAGAAGACUCACAAGCCGGGCUCGGUGCUACGCGGGCUGACGAAGCAUCAGUAACGAACUUAAUGCUUGUCACCCAGAAGAUCCGUAACGAAGUUGCAGCCGUCCUCUGGGGCAUGUCUACCAAGCGCUUUAAUCUAAUCUACGUACUCGACGACGUUGUAUCGUACUACAUGACGUACUGCACGAAGAACGAACAAGUAUGCCCCAUAUUCGCUCCUCACGGCCAUUCUUUCCUAAGCCACGUGUCGCUAAGUCUGACCAACGACGAAUAUCUCGAGUUGGUCGGCUACGAAAUCUGGUAUCUCGGCGGAAACAUCGAACCCAAGAUACUGACAUACAUGCGCGGAGACUGUUUAAAGAACCUGACCAGCAUAACCACGCUACGGCAUUUGAACCUCCAGUUCCAAGUCCUGAAACCACAACACUACAUCUGCAACUCACAAGAAACCUCGUGGGACCCGUGGGGCCUGCAAGACUCAAAACGAAGAAUCUCUUGCCAAAAGGACCUCGUUGAUAUUAUUUUGACACUAGGUUACGAACUGUUACAACGAGUCCAGAAAGUCACGAACUCAGGUCACGUCAAGAACUCCAAUCGUGAGAAAUGGGACCCUCUUCUCAGGGACCGGAAACUGAAGAGUGUAACUCGUCAGAGGUGCGAUAUGCAAGCUGAAGUAGCCAGGGUCCUUGCGAUACCCGCGGCGAAACUGUGA